AGCCCAGUCUCCGGGUGGAGGAACACACGAUCCUUAGCCUGAAAUCACUCCCAUGUUCCCGCCGUUCUCCCACCUCCGCCGCCGCCUCCUCGCCGCGAUCCCUAACCCUAACCUCCUCCUCCGACCGUCGCGCUCUCUCUCCACCUCCACCACGCCGGCAACCCGCGCCCCCGCCACCCCGGUGGCCGUCCUCUGGGAUUUGGCCGCCUCCCGGCCCCCCUCCACCCUCCCCCUCUACGACGCCGCCGUGCGGCUCCACCUCGCCGCCACCUCCUUCGGCCGGGUCCGCCUCUCCGCCGCCUUCGUCCACCCCGGCCACCGCCUCCCUGCCCCGUCUCCGUCCGCCGCCGCGGCCGCCGUGCACCUCUGCCGCGUCUGCGGCCGCCGCUUCCGCGCCCGCGACACGCUGCUCCGCCACUUCGACGCGAUCCACGCCCGCGAGCACGCCAAGCGCCUCGCGCGGAUCGACUCCUCCCGCGGCGACCGACGCGUGCGCCUCGCCGCCGCGCUCUCCCUCAAGCUCUCCAAGUACGAGAAGGCCGCCCGCGAGCUCACCGCCGCCGCCGACCCCUGCUCCCCCGCCGACGACCUCCGCAGGGCCCGCGUCGCCGUCGAGCUCUCCCCGACCCCGUCCGUCUCCCUCCUUGAGCGCGCCCACGAGGUGCUCGACGGAGGGUCCGUUCGGUGCCUGAUGCUGGUCUCGGCCCGCGACGAGCUCGCUCCUCUGCUGCGCCUCGCGAGGGAGAAGGGCGUCCGGUCCGUGGUCGUCGGCGGGGAGUCCGGGCCGGCGAGGUGGGCUGACGUUGGGUUCAGCUGGGCAGAGGUGAUCGCCGGUAAGGCCAGGAAGGCGGCGCCGUCUGUGUCCGGCAAGUGGCGGGACAGGGACGUGCUCAAGAGGCUGGAAUGGAGGUACGACGACGACGACGAAGAGGUGGUGUUCGAGGAGGACGGUGACGAGGAUGGGAUCGAUGAGCUGACGAGGAAUUCCAAGGGGAAGCCAUGGUGGAAGCUGGAAUCGGAUGGCGAGGACUCCAGUGCUUGCCGUUGAAUGGUGAAUCGGUGAUGUCGCACACAAGGUGUUCGUCCAUUUGCUCCCGUGGAUCCUUCCAUCCAACAGAGGGAGUACUAUCAACCAGGUUGGGGACCUGGUGCUUUGCCUGACCAUUUCAAAAGAGUACUCUUACACACGUAACAGUAGUAAUUGUACGGAAGAUAUCUGUUCAGAUUAUUUGGACUGCCAUUCGUUCGCAUGAGAUGUGCUUUCCAAUAGCACCAACUCGUGUUUAACUACGUUUUUUUUUUUCGAGAAUGCGCAAAAGGCUUACUCAUCUUUUGUAUUAAGAUUUAGAGAAGUUUGAGAUUACAACAGCCACCC
Molecule: messenger RNA, 1375 nt
Organism: Oryza sativa Japonica Group (Japanese rice)
Lineage: Eukaryota; Viridiplantae; Streptophyta; Magnoliopsida; Poales; Poaceae
Source: RefSeq, a predicted model, not a curated record